This is a messenger RNA of Euleptes europaea (tarantolino), 831 nucleotides long. RefSeq names its product chromosome 13 C8orf48 homolog (gene C13H8orf48). The record is from RefSeq and is a predicted model, not a curated record. Bases 1 to 831 code for a protein of 276 amino acids. The transcript has 5 exons. Lineage: Eukaryota; Metazoa; Chordata; Lepidosauria; Squamata; Sphaerodactylidae.
AUGGAGCUGAGUGGAGAUUGCAGCAGCACUAUUCCCGAUUAUUUGGAGGAUACCUUUGCGACCUUCAGUGAAGAAGAGGGGGAAAGCUGCAGGCAGGAUGAGAAUGAAUCAUUUGAAUCUUAUGACUCCAGAGAGGAGUUGGAAUGGCCCACUGGGUCGGAUCAAUCUGAAGACACAUGGCAGCCUUCGAGCCAGAAUGAUGAAGAACAAAAAACAGACUUUUGGGAUCCUGCCAUGGCAGAAAAAAGUCUGAUUCGAAAAUGGAUCAACCGUCUGAAAGAAGACAGACCUAGCGCCCAGCUUGCUGAAUGUGCCAGUAAACCAGGAAAUGCAUUGAUAAAAAUUACCGUGGCAUCUGAGGAAGAGCUGGAGGCUGUACAGUCUUUUUGUGCCAUCAAGAUUAACCGACUUGGUCACCUGCCAAGCUCUGCUCUUUCUAAUAGGCACAAGCGUUACAAUCAGCAGCAUGGAUUUGCUUCAGAGAAGGUCUUCAUGCAUGAGAUGGACCGUAUUGUUCCGGAUCAGCUAGUGAACAGAUUGCACCUAAAAAAUCUCAAGAAGACCAUGGAACAGUUAGCAGAAACUGAAAUGCAUCAACCGUCACAAUGCCCUGACUGUGAGAAGAAAAGAGCGGAGCUGGCAAGAGACGCUUUUCUGAGACGAAAGAGAACCUUAAUGGAAGGGGUUUUGCUUGAAGACAAACUGGAAGAUCAUAUCUACACCCAGGAUGCUCUUGUCCUCAUUGGCAAAGUACACCAAACUCUUCCUAAGCUUUCUGACGAUCCCAGGAACAUUUGGCAGAAACUGAAUGAGAGAGCUCUGCAGUCAUAG